This is a messenger RNA of Cinara cedri, 6414 nucleotides long. Lineage: Eukaryota; Metazoa; Arthropoda; Insecta; Hemiptera; Aphididae. The record is from the annotation of a GenBank genome assembly.
AUGGACCAAAAGUCAGAUCAAGUUGUUGAGUUAGAAAGUGAAGUCAUUCUUAGAGUUCCAACGGUAAUAUCUAAUUAAACAUUAGUUGGUUGUUUAAAAAGUCUUUAUUUGAAAAAUAUAAUAAACAUAUAAAAUAGAUACUUGUUUAAUCAGAUACAUUAGUAAAAAGGCUGAUCUACUAUUUUGUCUUAAUUAUCAGAAAUUCUCUGAAAACCCGAAGUAACUAAGUUAAUUUUGUUAAAAAAUAAUUAUUUCAGAUAAAAUGAUUUCCUCAUUUAGUUGGUUUCUCUAUUAAGUGGAGUUAACUGUGUGUGAGGGUGUAUAUAUAUUUUUCACUAUUCACCUUUAUGCUUUAUUCGAGUUUAUAAAAAAAAAUAUCUAGUUUACUUAUAUAGUUGUUACGUCAUAUUUUAAAUACAUGUAUAAUAAUUAAUCACUUAUAUACUAUCUAUUAUAAAAUAUAAAUGUACCACUACAAAAAUGAUAUUCCACUAUUAAAAAAACCCUAAAAAAACUUAUAAGUGGAAUAUUUCAUAAAGAGAAUGUCACACCCUCAUCUAGUACCUCAGUCCAACUACCGAGUAAUUUAUAAAAACAAUACUUUUGCAGAAUAAGUAAGACUUGCCUAAUUUUAAUUUUAUAAUAAAAUUACCUAUUAUAAAAUUUAUAGAGAGCAAUAUAUUUGAGGGAAUGUCAGGUUUUUUGAUUUAUAAAUUAUUAAACCAGUUAUUUUUAAAUUAUUUUAAAAAAAAGUAUUUGUAUUUUUUAUAUUGAGCUAUAUAUUUUGAAUAAUAAUAAAACCCCAAGACAUUUUCUCCAAAAUAUUGUUCUCUAUAAAUUUCAUUACAGGUACUUUUACUCUAAAAUCAAAAUUAAACUACUUUUACUUAUUCUGAGUAAGCAUUGUUUUUGCAUGUUACCCAGUAUUUGGACUGAGAUAGUAGAUAUGGGUAUAACAUCCUCUUAAUGGGUUGACAAAAUUAAAAAAUGUUGAUAUCAAAAUUUAUUUACAGUAAUAAUUGCAUCUAUUUAUAGAAUUUUUAAUAUAGACUCAUUUGAAAAUUCAAAAUUGGUAUCACUACAGAACACUCCUUAAAUUUUGUGAAAAAUCUAAGUAUUCAAAAAUAUUGGUUUUUAAUACACUUAAAAAUUCUAAAAUUUAAAAUUUGAAUAUUUGAAAAAUUUAACAAAAAAAUUGGGUAAGCUCACUUUGUGAAUCUUCCUGUAUAUGUAUUUGUGUUAUGAAAAUGGCUUACAGACAGAACAAAAUAUGUAUUAUACCUACAGGGUUUGUCUUGUUAGUUUAAUAUUAGUAUUGCACCUUGGUAUAUCAUAAACAAUGUUUGCAUCAUGACCUCUGAAUUCUGACAUUAAACAAGCUUGUAACUAUUACCUACAAAAAAAAUCACUAGCCACCCAAACUUUCUUGUCAACUACCACAAUCUAAACAAAUUUUCGGAAAACCCACUCAGACCCCUUAAAGGAACCUGAUUUUUCCUUAAAAAUGUCCUUUUUAGAAGUACUGCCAUUAGAUGACUGCCUUGAUCUUGUCUUUCUUCCUGUGCCUUUCUUUAUAAUAUUUGUUUAUUCUAACUCAAAUUGCAUAUUGUAAAUAUAAUUUUAUUAUAAUAUAAUAUACAAUAUUUGUAUUAUUUAAUUACCAAUCAGUAUUCACAAAGUUGUAUUUAAUAUAAUUUUUUAUAGUACAAUUAUAUAUAACUAUCAAUCUGUAAAAUUGGUGCAAUAAGGCUUAAUUUAAAAAAAAAAAAUUGUUGGGAAUUUAGAUUUUAAAAUUAGCCUAUCCUAAAACUAAGGCCUACAAUUUCCCAAAAUCUAUAAUUAAUUUAAUACAUUAAAAAAAAUAAAUAUUGACAUUGACAAUUGGUCUUCUUACACCAAGCUACAAAUGUGCAUUAAUUUUGUGAGUUUUGUGUUCAAGUAUGACAUGAACUUGUUUAUUGAGGAUUACUAUCUUCUAUGAAAAAAAAUGUGUAUAUAUUUUUUUUUUUAGGAAGCAGCUAGUACAUUAAGAGAAUUGAUUAAAAAAGAUGCUAAAGACCAAAUAAGUAUUAAAUUGGAAAAUGAUAUUCGAAGAGGUGAAGUUUUCAUUGGAAAUCAUCAUUUAUUUGCAAAGGUUACAUUAUUAUUUAAGUAUUUCUUAUAUAAAUAUAUAUUUAAUUGGCUACAUUUUGUAUUUAUCAAGUGUCAUCUAUUUAUGUUUAGUAUAAUUAUUACAUUUUCAAGUAUAAUAUAAAUACACUUAAUGCAACAUUUUAUAUGUUAGGUUGUUCUGUUUUUCCCAGGGGUGUUGUAUCAUUGAAGAUUUCUAGUUUUUAUUUUAAUUCUAAAAGCAACUACUAUUAAUUUUUUAAAACAUCAGAUUUAGUAUUGCAAAAAUCAAAAGAACUUUUGAACUACACUUGUACAAAUUUUAUAGUUUUUUUUUUUUUUAAGAAAUUUAAAAUAGAUGCAAAUAAAUUAUUAUUUAAAUUAAUUAAUUCUUAAACUACAGGUUGUUGAUUUACCAACUAUUAUUGAAGGACAAAAAACCAUUGACAACAAGACAGUCUAUAAAACGGCAGAUAUAUGUCAGGUAAAAUAUAAAUAUAGUAUUUAUUUAUUUAAUAGUUGUGUUUUACAUUAUAUUUAAUAUGUAAUAUAUACAUAUUAUAAAGUUCAUUGUUUGAAUUAGUAGAAAAAUAAGAAUUUGGAGUUUUUGAAUUUAGGAUGGUUGGAAAUAUAUUGUAUUGAUUUCAUAUAAAAUAAUGAUUAUCAGAUUAAAAGUUAUUUUAUAAAUUAUAUAUAUAUUAUAAUAUUAAAUAUAUUCAUAAAACGCAAGACAAUACAAAUAUAUUUAUUUUUUUAAACAUUUUAUUCAAGGUCUUUAAUAUUAAUUUUUAUAAUAAAUGUUAUUUGUAUUACAUUAAACAUCUUUACAGAUGAUAAUAUGUAGAGAAGAUAAAGAAUUUUUAUUGUCCGAUGAAGAUGAUAAAUCAAAAGUAUUAAAGAAAAAAGAACCCAAUAAAGUUGAUAAAAAAUAUUUAUGGCCACAUGGUAUAACCCCUCCAUUAAAAAAUGUACGCAAACGAAGAUUUCGUAAAACCUUAAGGAAAAAAUAUGUUGAAGCUCCAGAAAUUGAAAAAGAGGUUUUACUUAUAAUUAAUACAGUUUUAUUUGUAUAAUUUAAUUUUAAGUACAAUUUUAUUACUAUUUAGGUUAAAUAUCUUUUAAAAAUUGAUAGUGAAGCAACAAGUGUUAAAUGGGAAGUAGUAUCUGAAACAGAAGUUCAAAACAAUAGGAAAAUUAAAGAAGAGCCUUUUAUGCAAGGUGAAAUGCAUAAUGAUAUAAAACAAGAUAUUGGUAAGAUUUAAUUUGAGCUUUUAAUAAUAUUUAAAGAUCUAUACUGAUAAGUUUGUUUUUUUAAUCUACUUAUAUAUACAUAUACAGGGUGAUCAAUUUAUCAUCAGACACUCAUUGUUUUGGAAAGUAUUAAUUUUUUUUCGACAUUUGUUUUAUAAACAAUUUUAGAAACAAGCUGAUUUAAAAUUUUAUAUUUAUGUUAUUUUUUGUCAUCCUUAUUUUUGGAGGUAAAACCACUACCAAUUUUUGAUUUUCAAAUAGGUUGCCUAUAUUAAAAAUUCUAUAAAUAGAUGGAGUUAUAGUUAAAAUAAAUGUUGAUGUAUUAAUUUUUAAUUUCCGUCAAUCCGUUGACGAGAUAUUCUACUUUUAAGUUUUGGUUGGGGGAUAGUAGUUGUACAAAACACUGCGUGAUGUGCCACUACACAAAUGAUGCUACACCCCCGACCCAAACUUAAAAGUGAAAUAUCUCAUCAACAGCUUGACAGAAACAAAAAAUGUCAGCACAAAAAUGUUUUUUUAACUUAUCUCCAUCUAUUUAUGGACUUGUUAUUAUAGGUUGUCAUUUGAAAAUCAAAAGUAGGUAAUGGUUUUUCCCCCCAAAAAUAAGGGUGAAAAAAAAUAACAAAUAUAAAAUCGUAGAGCUGUUUGUUCCUUAAUUGUUUUAGAAAACAAAUUCCAAAAAAGACUUAAUAUUUUCCGAGAUAAUGAGUAUUAAUAUAGGUUGCCUUUUGAAAAUUACAAGUAGGUAGUCGUUUCCCCCUAAAAAUUAGGGUGACAGAAGUAAUGUUAAAUUUUAGAACAGCUUGUUUCCUAAAUGUUCUUUAAAAAACAAUUUUUAAAAAAGUUAACAUUUUCUGAGAUGAGUUUCUUACAAUAGAUUGAUCACCCCGUACUUCACCUAAAGUACCAUCUGAAAUUUGUUAAUUAUGCAAUUCAUCGUAAUUAUAUAAGUAAUGUGUAGUUAAUAUUUAACCAGAGUAAUAAUCAUGAAGUUAUGAAACAUAAAUUAUACUGUCUCAAUUUUUGGAAAAUUAAUAGAAAAUCUGGUGUUAAUUUGGUAUGCGUUCUACAAGUUUUGGUCGUUUUAUUCUUGGUUUAUAUUCGGUAUAAGGUUAUUGCGUUAUUCACCGUCAGUUGUAUAUAUUAUUAUCUGUUGAGUAUUUCAAAUUAUUAUCUUAUAUUACAUUAUAUUAUAAUUAUUCUAACCUAUAGUAAUAUAUUAUAAAAUAACAGUCAUCAACCUUCAAACAUUUUUAAAAUUAUUUUGUUUAUUAUGCAUGAAUUAUGAUUUUUUUGUGUAUUGUUUAUUAAUUGUAAUUCUAUUGUGUGAUACUAUUUGGUGGGUUUUAUUUUAUUACAGUAAUGUCAAAUGAGAUUGUGUUUUAUCAUUUGCAGUCUAAUUUCAAUUACUAUUUAAUUGCUGUCAAUUCUUGGUAAGUCUUGACCUUUUUCUUGUCUUAUUGGAUGACAUUCAGAAUAUGAAUCAACCAUAAAAUACAAUUUUAUUGUCAUUAAUCAGUCAAAUUACAUAAAUAUGAAAUUCCCAGUAAACAUAGUGACAUUAUGUAAACAUACUAAGUCAGAAACUUGUCUGUAGAGCGCAUUCCCAAUUUAACACUGAAAAUCAUAUACUAUUACUAGUUCUUUUAAAUUCUAGUAUAUUAUGUGUAAAAUAAUCAUAUUGUUAUUUAAACAUUUGGUUUUUAUUAGCUGAACGAGAUAUAUUUGGCGAAGCACUUAGUGAUUCUGACGAAGAAGCUGGUAAUAUAAAUAUAAUGGAUAUGGAUGAAGAUAUGAGUCAUUUAACUGCUGAUGACAGUCGUUUGUCUGAUACUAAUUCAUUAAUGGUACAUGUUUUAGUAAAAAAAACAUUAAAAAAUAUACUCUAUUGUGUGUACUUAAUUCUGAAUUUAGGAAGAAAAACCUUUAAUUUCGGGAAAUCAAGAGCUUGUCACAGAAUUUACCAAAGAAAUGUUUAUAUCUGAUGAUAAUUCCCAACAUGAAAUAAAAAAAGAACAUGGCAUGGAUUCCACUUUAGAUGAAAGUAUAGGUUAUAGAGAUGAUUUAGGUGAAGAUCUUAAAUCUGAGUUAGAUCAUAGUGAUGAUAGUAAACUGGGCGAUGCACCAGUUUUAUCAACAUUAGUUCCAUUAGAAACUGGGAAUGUAACUGGUGGUAAGGAUAAAUUCAAUCUAAUAAUCUCAUAAAUCAAUGUUAUUUAAUUAUUAUUGUUUCAGAUAUUAAGCAUAAAAUUGAUCAGCUACAACAGGAAAUUGUAGAUCUUAAAGAACGUAAAAAACAACAGGAUAUGGAGAUUGCAAAUAUUGAAAACAUAAAUUUAAGAGAACGGUUUAUUAAUAUAUCUAAUAAUUUACUUACUGAACAACUAGAAAAAGAACAACAGGUAUUUAUGUUUUUUUUUUUUUAAAGAAGUACCUAUAGUUGUAAAGUUUAUACUUACUUAAUUCCACCACAAUAAGUUAUUGAUUUUAAAAUAUAUACUAGAUAUUCUUAUUACCUAUUUGAGUAAAUCAUAAAUAAUAUUCAUCAUUAUUUGGUACAUUUUUGAAUAUUUAUAGGUACUAAAAUAACAUGUGAUGAAAUCUUGAUUCUUUUAUAUCUUUUUUUUAAAAAUAUAUUUAUGUACUUCUUUAAUAUUGACUUUGAAGGCUAUUCAGGGGUGAGAUAUUAUAUUUUGUGUUAAUUUGUGCCAGGUAAUUAGCAUAGUCUUAUUAGGUGAUUAUAUUGUCUUUGUUGUGUACUCUUAAUAUCAUUUAGGAAAAUUCGCCACGUACGGAAACAACUUCUCACUAAUAAUUUUAUUAUUUCAUUAUCAAUUGCAUUAUUUAAAAAUAGAACUAAGUUACAUUAAAGUUAUUACAAUAGUAUUUUACUAUUCUUAAUCAAGAUAUAUUUUAAAGUUAGCUCUUAUAGUUUAGAUAAUUUUAAUUAUAUUUUGUAAUAUUUUAUGAAAUUUUUUUUACUUUGAAUGUUAAAAUGAUUAUUUGUUAUUUGUUUAUUUAUAGAUUCAAGAGCUUCAAUCUUUUCUACUUUAA